AUGGAUUCGUUAACGAGCACGUUUUGGUGUUCGGUAGCCAUUGCCUCUUCGUAUGUUCUUGUGCUGUAUAUCAAUCCUCCGCAAGGUCAUCGAGAGUCCAAAAAAGUUAUCAAAUCAAGGCUGGUCAGAGUCAGCCUGUCAACACUUGUCUGUGUGUUACUCGUGCCAGUUUUAAUGACUAAAGUGACACGUACCGCCUAUGACUCUAAAGAAGCAUUUGCAUAUAUGGGACUUACAUUUGACAAGACUACGGUUUUCGGCAUUGCGCGAGCGCUGGUACUGUUCAUUGGUCUUUUCAACGGAUCCCUGAUAGAGUAUCUGUCUUGGGGCCCGGAAGUCAUCUACCGCGAUUUCAAAUCUUUGGAACCUCUUCAAUUCUUGCGGAACAUAGUGAUUGCCCCAAUCACUGAAGAGAUCACAUACACCGCAUCUAUAUUGGGCUUGUAUGGUCCGUUUCUCCAUUCUCCUGCACGCUCCAAAAUAAUAUACCUCUCACCGCUUCUGUUUGGGCUAGCUCACAUCACUCACGCUUACGAUAGUUGGAGACACGAAAGAGCGCCGAUCGCUGCGAUUCUCGCAUCGCUCCUGUUCCGUACACUAUACACAACAUUUUUUGGAAUCCUGACAAACCUAAUCUUUGUCAACUCGCAUUCGGUUUGGACCUGUGUGGUCGCACAUUGCUGGUGCAACUUCAUGGGAUUCCCUCUGUUUACAGUGAAGGGACCUGUGUGGUGGCAGGCAUUAUACUACAUACUGUCGCUGGCAGGAAUCUGGUUCUUUGCCACGUACUUUAGCACAUUGACUACGUCUGACUGA
Molecule: messenger RNA, 816 nt
Organism: Ogataea haglerorum
Lineage: Eukaryota; Fungi; Ascomycota; Pichiomycetes; Pichiales; Pichiaceae
Exons: 1
Coding region: 1-816 (271 amino acids)
Biological process (GO): CAAX-box protein processing
Cellular component (GO): endoplasmic reticulum membrane
Molecular function (GO): metalloendopeptidase activity
Source: RefSeq, a predicted model, not a curated record